AUGGAGGAAUGGCAACGAACACUGCGGCAUGGAGAUAAUGUGGAUGUUGACAAGAUGCCUGAAUCAACAGCAACGACUGCGCAGCUGGUCGAUGCAUCGGUCGCACAGCCCAUAGCAUCUGUUCUUGAGCCAGUGACACCAGUGCGCCAAGGCGGGUUCGGUCCGGUGUGCGGCACGUCUCGUGGAUCUGCUCGCCGUCGUUUGGGUUACCACUGUGAGAGGGAUAAGGCGGAAUUGCCAUCGGAUCAAGUGGAUGAUGUGGCAGACGCAGUGAACAAAGAUGCGGAGGAGUGGAGCGACGAUAGUGAUGAGUGGUGGCUAGCAGGCCACUAUGACGGGGAGGAAGUGGAGUACCCGCUCUCACCCUCUGUCCUUCCCCCUCUGUGCCCCUCCCCCUCUUAUCCUCCCCCUCCGUCAAUCCCCUUCUGUCUCCCCCCCUCUGCCCUUCACCAUCUGUCACUCCACCUGUGUCCUUCCCCCUCUGUCUCUCCCCCUUUGCCCUUCCCCCUAUGUCUCUCCCCCCCUGUCCCCCCCCCUGUACCUCCCCCCUCUGUCUCUCCCCAUCUGUCCUCCACCCUCUCCCCCUUGAACUUCCACUUCUGUCCUUCCCCUUCUUUCCUCCCCUCUGUCCCUCCCCCUCUGUCCCUCCCCCUCGUUCCCUCCCCUCUGUCCCUCCCCCUCUGUCCCUGCCCCUCUGUCCCUCCCCCACUAUCCCUCCCCUCUCGUCCCUGCACUUUCGUCCCUACCCCUCCUUCACUCCCCCUCUUUCCCUUCCUCUAUGUCCCUCCCACUUAG
This is a messenger RNA of Closterium sp. NIES-65, 795 nucleotides long. The record is from the annotation of a GenBank genome assembly. Lineage: Eukaryota; Viridiplantae; Streptophyta; Zygnematophyceae; Desmidiales; Closteriaceae.